This is a messenger RNA of Cynara cardunculus var. scolymus (artichoke), 3602 nucleotides long. RefSeq names its product TMV resistance protein N-like. Gene Ontology annotation, biological process: defense response; signal transduction. Bases 158 to 3481 code for a protein of 1107 amino acids. The transcript is spliced from 5 exons. Lineage: Eukaryota; Viridiplantae; Streptophyta; Magnoliopsida; Asterales; Asteraceae. Gene Ontology annotation, molecular function: protein binding; ADP binding. The record is from RefSeq and is a predicted model, not a curated record.
AAGAAAAGUCAACUAUAAUCAUAUCAACCCUUCUUCCUUGUUUCUGCUUUGAUUUCUUAGCAGGUCUCUUAUUUAUUUCACUGCUUUUGUCCUCCAUUGAUCAAAAUUAUUUCUUGUAUAAGAAGUUGGAGAUUUCUGGUGUGUAUCAGCUUUCGUUAUGAUGGCAUCAUCAUCUUCACAUUCUGCUCACCGUUGGACGUAUGAUGUUUUUGUGAGUUUUAGAGGUGAAGAUAUACGUAGAAAUUUUGUGGAUCAUCUCUUUAGUGAUUUCAGAAGGAAAGGAAUUUAUGCUUUCAGAGACGAUGAUCGAUUAAAGAGAGGAGAAGAGAUAUCAUCUGAACUCUAUAAAGCCAUUGAACAGUCAAGAUUUUUGAUAGUUAUAUUCUCAAAUGACUACGCUUCGUCAACAUGGUGUCUGAGGGAGCUUGUCAAGAUCCUGAAGUGCAAGGAGACAGAGAAGGACAAAUAUGAAGUUCGGGCACUGUAUUACGAUGUCACACCUGCAGUGGUGCAGAAUCAAAGUGGUAGCUACAGAGAAGCAUUCAUGAAACAUGAAGCUUCUAGAAGAACAGAGGUUCCUGAAUGGAAGGAAGCUUUGAAACUGGCCGUCAACCUAUCUGGAUGGGACCUCCAAGCUAUCCCCAAUGGGCAUGAGCCAAAGUUUAUAGAAACAAUUUCAAGAGAGAUAUUUUAUGGACUAAGCAACGGGCCCUUAGAUGCCGGCGAAAACCUCGUGGGAUUAUACACCCGUGCAGAGCAAAUGAACCUUUUGCAAUUUGUGGGUUCAAGCAAGGUUCACAUCAUAGGAAUAUGCGGCAUUGGUGGAAUAGGAAAGACAACCAUUGCCAAAGCUAUAUAUAACCUACUGCAUAUACAUUUUGAAGCAUACAGCUUUUGUGAAGAUGUUAAAGGUGUUGAAAAACGGCAUGGGUUAGUCCAUCUUCAAGAAAAGCUUCUUGAGGACCUUAUGAAUGUAGGCAAUCUUCGAAUUCGUAGUGUAAGUCAAGGGAUCAACAUAAUGAAGAGAAGUAUGCGGGCUAAAAAGGUACUUGUUGUACUUGAUGACGUCGAUCAUUAUGACCAAUUUGAAGCCCUAGUUGGAGUGCCUGCUUGGUUUGGUCCCGGAAGUAUGAUUAUAGUUACUGGUAGAGAUAGACAGUUGCUAAGUGCUCAUGGGGUCGAAGAAGUAUAUGAAGUGGAUCUUUUAUUUGAUGAUGAAGCUCUCGAGCUUUUUAGUCUGUAUGCCUUUAGAUAUAAACACCCAACAGAAGAAUUUACAGAUAUUGCUAACCGGGUAGUUCAGUAUGUUAAUGGACUUCCUCUAGCUCUUAAAAUUUUGGCCAGUUUCCUAUUUGGAAAGACUGUAGAGGAAUGGGAAAGUGAACUGAAGAAACUCCGAAGAUAUCCUAAUUCUCAAAUACAGCAAGUACUCCGAAUAAGUUAUGAUGCUCUAGAUUUUGAUCAAAGAAACAUCUUUCUUGACGUAUCUUGUUUCUUCAAAGGGGAGAAGAAAGAUUAUAUUAUGAAAGUACUAGAUGGCUGUGAUUUGUUUUCUGCAACUAAUAUCAGAGUUCUUAUUGAUAAGUCGUUAAUAUCAGUUCGUGAAGAUAGACUGGAAAUGCAUGAUUUGGUUCAAGAAAUGGGUUGGCAAAUUGUACAUGAAGAAUCUGAAGAACCCGGAAAGCGCAGCAGAUUGUGGUUUCCGACAGAUGUACGCACAGUAUUAAACAAGGAUAAGGGAACUGAAUUCGUUGAAGGCCUAGCCUUGGAUGUUGCGAAAUCAGAAGUCAAUAUUUGUGGCAAAACCUUCAUAAAAUUGAUUAAUCUUCGAUUACUAGACCUUUAUAUUAGAGACUGGAAUAGCCUUAGAGAUAUCAAUGGCAAAAUUCGUAAGAGUAAAUUAGGGAUAGAAACUAAGGUGAAUGCAACUUCUGGGAAGCUUGAAUUUUUGUCCAGUGAACUUCGGUUGUUUGUUUGGCAUGGGUACCCUUUCGAGCAUUUACCAGCAAUGUUCUACCCUGAAAGCCUUGUUAUCCUUGAUUUGUCGUAUAGUCGCAUCAAAGAAAUUUGGAGCGGAUCAAAGGGUUUCAAAAAGUUGGUGUCGAUUAAUCUCCGCCAGUGUUGUAACUUGAUAAAGACACCAGAUUUCACCGAAAUUCCAAAUCUUGAAGAGCUAAUACUUGAUGGUUGUAAAAGUUUGAAUGAAGUUCACCCCUCUGUCGGAACUCUCAGCCGUCUGGUUGUCUUGAAUUUAAGAAAAUGUACAAGUCUUGGGAAUCCUCCAAACUGCAUUGGAUUGAAAUCUCUUCAAAUUCUUAAUCUUUCUGGCUGCAAGAAACUGGACAAAUUUCCUGAUGAUAUGGGCAUUAUGAAAGAUUUAGUGGAGCUUCAUGCUGAUGGGACUCAAAUUGUGCAACUCCCUUCUUCUGUAUCUUUUCUUGGCAACCUUCAAGUAUUUUCACUAGGCCAACGAGAAGGGAUCCAAACUAAAUCGUGGGGUUCGAUCCUUUGGCCUACAUUCUUGCCAAGCAAGAUGCACCAUUCACCGAGUGCAGUGUUUCCUUCUUUAUCAGGUUUGCGUUUCUUAAGAAAUAUUGACGUUAGCCACUGCAGCCUAACAGAAGCAAGCCUUGAUGGCAUUGAAUGUUUAUCGAUGCUUGAAACUCUGAACCUGAGUGGGAAUGAUUUCACAAGUUUACCUAGUUUCAGUCAACUUCUUCGACUUGAAACACUUGGGCUGGUUGGAUGCAAGAAGAUCAAGGCAUUGCCAGAACUUCCACCGAACAUUCAAUUGAUUGAGGCACAGGACUGCUCAUCUUUGCAGGAAUUACCAGAGAAAUUAACCAUGUACAAAAGUAGCAUUCAGUGCUUUGACUUCACUAACAGUGCGAAAUUGAUUGAGAAUCAAACCAUCGAAAGCCUGGUUACAAUGUUGCUGCCACAGGGACGCAUUGAUCCGUAUAAAAUGGUGAGUGUAUUCCUUCCAGGAGGUAGAAUUCCUGGGUGGUUUAGCAAUCAAAGUAUAGGAGAUUGUGUAAAAGUGGAUUUACCUCCCGACUGGAGUUACAAAAAGUUCAAAGGAAUAGCAAUUUGUCUUGUUUUUACUCCCAGAAAUCCCGGCCGUCGCAAGAGCAGCUACGGUUCGAUUGGAUUUAGAUUCAAAAACUUCGAUGGUACUCCCAUUGGUGGCGAGUUUCCAAUUCCAGAUUCUGUAUUUCAAUAUGAAAACAUAGGGAUCAAGUCGGACCAGAUGUUGUUGAGCUAUCACCAAUCUGAACCCGAGUGGUCGAGAGUGAAGAAUUUCAUUUUGGUUUCGUUUGAUGUCUAUGGUGCAGACUGUGUGGUGAAAAUGUGUGGUGCGAGACUGGUGUGCGAGGAAGAUGAACAACAAGAAAGUAGCGGUUCAAGAAUGAUCCAAUGGCUCCCUCCACCUUCUCAUGCCGAAGACGAGCCUCUACUUAAAAAGCGACACGUGGCAUAAUCAGGUUUUAAAUAUUUUAAGCACAAUUUUAAAAUUUUAAAAUUUGUUAUAAACUCCAUGGAUUAGAAACAAUUCUUGAAUUUUUGCUUCCAUGAAGUACAUUUUGGAAGUAAUUUCACAA